This is a messenger RNA of Castor canadensis (American beaver), 942 nucleotides long. Its product is annotated as taste receptor type 2 member 19-like. Gene Ontology annotation, biological process: sensory perception of taste; detection of chemical stimulus involved in sensory perception of bitter taste; G protein-coupled receptor signaling pathway. Gene Ontology annotation, cellular component: membrane. The record is from RefSeq and is a predicted model, not a curated record. Lineage: Eukaryota; Metazoa; Chordata; Mammalia; Rodentia; Castoridae. Gene Ontology annotation, molecular function: G protein-coupled receptor activity; bitter taste receptor activity.
AUGAAUUCACUAGCCCACGUCACUUCCAUCUUAGUGGUGGCAGACUUCGCCGUUGGAAAUUUCCCCAAUGUCUUUAUAGUGCUGGUGAACUGCAGUGACUGGGUCAGGAGACAAGAGGUAUCCUCAAGGGAUUGAAUUCUCACUGCUCUGGCCAUUUCCAGAGUUGGUUUGCUUUGGGUAAUUAUCAUGAAUUGGUGUUCAACUGUGUUUAAUACAAGAGAAUAUAAUGGACAGGUAGCAUUUAUUGGUCUUAUUGCCUGGGCUAUUGCCAACCAUUUUAGCAACUGGCUUGCAACUGUUCUCAGCAUAUUUUAUUUGCUCAAGAUAGCUAAUUUUUCCAGUCUUCUAUUUCUUCAGCUAAAGAGGAGAGUUGAGAAUGUUAUUCUUGUGAUACUCUUGGGGACUCUGCUGUUUUUGAUUUUUAAUUUUAUUAUGUUAAAUAUAGAAAAGAUGGUGAUGGUGAAUGAAUAUGAAGGAAAUGUGACUGGGAAAAAUAAAAUACAGGACACCAUAACCCUUUCAAGUAUUAUUAUAUUUACUCUGCUAAACAUCGUACCUUUUAUUGUAUCACUGAUAUGUGGCUUGCUAUUAAUCUUCCUGUGUAAACAUGUCAGGAAAAUGAAGUUCCAUGGCAAAGGAUCCCAAGAUCCCAGCACCAAGAUCCAUAUGAAGGCUUUAAAAACCGUGGUGUCCUUUCUCUUCCUAUUUGCCAUGUAUUCCUUCUCUGUAAUCUUGUCAGGUUGGAGUUUUAAUAAGCUUAUGAACAAUGCAGUCCACUUGAUUUUCCAGGCUGCUGGUACUAUCUAUCCUUCAAGUCAUUCAUGCACCCUGAUUUGGGGAAACAAGAAGCUGAAACAGGCCUUUCUGUCUGUUCUGGGGCAGACAAGUUAUGGCUUAAAGAAUGGAAACUUUCAAGUCCAUAGGUCAAAAACAGGGACAUAG